Molecule: messenger RNA, 1539 nt
Organism: Penicillium canescens
Lineage: Eukaryota; Fungi; Ascomycota; Eurotiomycetes; Eurotiales; Aspergillaceae
Product: cytochrome P450
Exons: 4
Coding region: 1-1539 (512 amino acids)
Molecular function (GO): iron ion binding; heme binding; oxidoreductase activity, acting on paired donors, with incorporation or reduction of molecular oxygen
Source: RefSeq, a predicted model, not a curated record
AUGUCCGUCCUCACUGGAGUCCUCGACUACUCAGGUGACGCGCUGGUUCGCCCAUACGUAGCGUUCUUCGCGCUGUCUAUCUUGCCCAUUACCCUCUACUUCAUCGGCGUAAUCAUUUACAAUGUCUACUUCCAUCCAUUGGCCAAAUACCCUGGGCCCAAGGUUAUGGCUGCAACACGUCUCCCUUAUUUACGCAUGGUAGCUUCUGGCAACGCACCCAAAGUCACCACAGCCCUACAUCGGAGAUAUGGCUCCGUUUUCCGUAUUGCGCCAGACGAGCUCUCGUUUUUAACCGAAGGCGAAGCCUGGAAGCGAAUCUAUGCAACUAGGCCGGGUCAUGGCCAAAAGCAGAAAGAUCAUAGAUUUUACCAGGGAUCUGUCGACGGAUACCCCAGUAUUCUUCUCUCUGGAGAUGCCGAUCAUGCAUUUGUUCGACGCUCGCUCUCACAUGCGUUCUCCGAUAGUUCACUACGGGGCCAGGAACCUGUCAUUCAGGGCUACGUCAAUCUUCUCAUUCACCGUUUACGACAAAGAUCACAAAAAGGGGCUGAGCCCAUCGAUAUCGUCUCAUGGUAUAACUUUGCCACAUUUGAUAUCAUUGGCGAUCUUUCAUUUGGUGAACCAUUUGGUUGUCUCCAAAACUCAAACUAUCAUCCAUGGGUAAGCAUGGUCUUCGAAAAUGUUAAAGCUGGCACAAUUUGUCGUGUGAUUAGCCGUUUACCAGGAGGAAACUUUCUUCUUGGUUUAUUAGCACCAAGAAGCCUAAUUGAUGCUAAAGACAACCAUGAGAAAUUAACGGUAGAGAAAGUCGAUGCGAGAAUAGAGAAGUCUAAUGAUCGUCCCGACUUCUUCGCCAAUAUUCUCAAACAUCAAAACACCGAGAAAGAGUUUCCCCGUGGAAAACUUUAUUCAAAUGCCAGCUUUAUCAUCGUUGCUGGCUCCGAAACGGUCGCAACAAUACUGUCUGGAGCAACAUAUCUUUUGUUGAAAAAUCCGAAUGCACUUGCCAAACUGCAACGUGAGGUUCGAACGGCAUUCAACUCAGAUGAAGAGAUUAAUAUGGACACCUGCAGUCAACUCCGAUAUACACAGGCUGUUAUAAACGAGUCGCUGAGGGUUUUCCCACCGGUCCCGAUUGGCCUCCCGCGAUUUGUUGAUGCUCAAGGAGAAACAAUUGAUGGACACUGGGUACCCGGAGGGACAGUUGUAUCCGUCGCCCCUAUAGCCACUUUUCAUUCCGAGUCGAACUUCAAACAUGCGGAUCAGUUCAUCCCUGAGCGUCAUCUCGGCGAUCCUUCCUUUGCAUCUGAUAAUAAAGAUGCACUGCAGCCUUUCAGCGUUGGUCCGAGAAACUGUAUUGGUCGAAACCUCGCCUAUGUUGAAAUGCGCUUGAUUCUCACCAGGAUCAUUUUCAAUUUUAACUUGGAGCUGGCGGAGCCAGACAUCGAUUGGCAAGAUCAAAAGUGCUAUACUCUUUGGACGAAGAGCCCCUUAAUGAUCAAGCUCACGCAGAGGAAUAUGGAUCAGCCAGCAGCUUAA